UCCCUCACUACAAACUUCCAAUUUGAAAACAAGCAGCCACAGUUUUCAUCCUUCCCUGCAAGGCUUCCACUUACUACAGGCAAAUUCCCUGGAAUGGGAAGCAGGUUCGCAACUCGCGCAGUCCCCGGAGAUCCGCCGGCUAAGGCACUCCGGCGUCUCCUAGAGUCCCCUGGUAUUCAUCAAGCUCCCGUCUGUCACGAUGCUCUCAGCGCUAAGCUCGUGGAACGGGCCGGCUUCCCGUUGGCCUUCAUGGGCGGGUUCGCUGUCUCAGCUGCUAGGUUGGGUUUGCCAGAUGUUGGGCUUAUUUCCUAUGGAGAAGUUCUAGAUCAGGCAUAUCAGAUCACACAAAGUGUAUCUAUUCCUGUGGUUGGAGAUGGAGACAAUGGGUAUGGGAAUUGUAUGAAUGUCAAGAGAACUGUGAAAGGCUUCAUUAGAGCAGGAUUUGCGGGGAUCCUUCUUGAGGACCAGUUGUCACCAAAAGCUUGUGGACAUACACGUGGACGGAAAGUGGUUUCAAGGGAAGAGGCGGUGAUGAGAAUAAGAGCUGCAAUUGAUGCUCGGGAUGAAAGCGGAUCUGAUUUUGUCAUAAUUGCACGUACUGAUUCCCGUCAAGCUGUAUCCUUAGACGAAGCAUUCUGGAGGACGAGAGCCUUUGGUGAAGCUGGAGCAGAUGUUCUUUUUAUUGAUGCACUUGCUUCUGUAGAAGAGAUGAAGGCUUUCUGCCAGAUAUCGCCUUCAAUUCCAAAAUUGGCCAACAUGCUAGAGGGUGGAGGAAAAACACCAAUAUUGAGCCCAACUGAACUCCAGGAUAUAGGAUAUAAGCUUGUGGUGUAUCCGCUGUCCUUGCUUGGGGUAUCAAUCCGGGCCAUGGAGGAUGCACUGACUGCUUUAAAAGGUGGCCGCAUUCCUCCUCCUGGGACAUUACCAACUUUUGAAGAGAUAAAGGAAACAGUUGGGUUUAAUGAGUAUUACGAAGAGGAAGAACUGUAUAAAUCAGCUGGUGUCCAUCCAUCCUACCAAGGAGGCCAAAGAGCAGAGAGAAUAAAUGAACCUGUAGUUGAGGCACUCAGUCAAUUGGAUGGCGGAAGUAAGUCUGGUGAUUCUAAUGACCGCUCAUCUGGUAUAUGGUCUCAGACUCUGAGAUUAAAAGUCACAGGAAGCAAUGGAUUUGAGAAGCUUGACGUUCGUAUUCCGGCCGGGUUCUUAGAAGGGAUGGCCAGCAUAAUUCCAGGCUUGGGUGGAGUAAAUGUUAUUGAACUUUUAGAAAAUGCUUCACAGGAGAGCACACCUGAGAAAGGGAAAUUGCUUCUAGAAUUCAAUGGUGCAUUGGGUGAUAAGAUUCAGGUUUUUGUGGAAUAAGCUGCUCCCUUCUUCUCCUCUAAACGCUGUGUUUUUAUUUGGUAUUUAUACAUGUUUUUGUGUAUGAUACAUAUGAGCAUAACUAUCACUCCAUAAGUAAUAAAACUUGAGUUUGUGGCUUGCA
Phalaenopsis equestris is the source of this 1483-nucleotide messenger RNA. Its product is annotated as 2,3-dimethylmalate lyase-like. The transcript is spliced from 8 exons. The record is from RefSeq and is a predicted model, not a curated record. Gene Ontology annotation, molecular function: catalytic activity. The coding region runs from base 94 to 1359 and encodes 421 amino acids. NCBI's taxonomy places the organism in Eukaryota, Viridiplantae, Streptophyta, Magnoliopsida, Asparagales, Orchidaceae.